This is a messenger RNA of Exophiala dermatitidis NIH/UT8656, 1236 nucleotides long. RefSeq names its product chalcone synthase. Gene Ontology annotation, molecular function: acyltransferase activity, transferring groups other than amino-acyl groups. The record is from RefSeq and is a predicted model, not a curated record. Bases 1 to 1236 code for a protein of 411 amino acids. Gene Ontology annotation, biological process: polyketide biosynthetic process. NCBI's taxonomy places the organism in Eukaryota, Fungi, Ascomycota, Eurotiomycetes, Chaetothyriales, Herpotrichiellaceae. The transcript has 3 exons.
AUGUCGCCGUCGACAGUCCGAGUCGGCAGUAACAACAAGGUCACCCCGCCAUACCAAAGACCAAACCUCUACAUCCACGGCAUUGGGGUGGAAUACCCUCCUUAUGAAAUCAAGCCUGACCAAUUGGCCACUUUGGCCAGACGGUUCUACCCCAGUUCACCGGCUCUCGACAAAGUGCUAACCAUCAACGAGUACACGGGGAUCGACUCUCGUUCGGCGAUUGGAAAUAUCGACCACCCCAUCGCCAAUGCGCCCGAGGCGCCCACGAUCGCUCAGUUGUGUGAUGUUUUUCUCGACCAUGGCGUCAAGUUGUCGGUGGCGGCAUGUCGCAAGGCCCUGGAUCAAUGGGGAGGAGAUUUGUCUGAAAUCACGCAUGUUGUCGCCACCACCUGUACUAACUCGGCCAAUCCGGGCUAUGACCAUUACGUCGUCAAGGAGCUUGGUCUCAACCAGAGUAUAGAGAAGGUACUGCUGCAUGGCGUGGGGUGUUCUGGCGGUUUGGCGGCUCUGAGGACGGCCGCAAAUAUCGCUCUCGGCUCGAGUUUCAGACGGAAACCUGCCAGGAUUCUGGUCGUGGCGUGUGAGAUUUCGAGUACGUUGGUGCGCUCUGAGUUGGACUCUAUCCAUGAGAACCAGGAGGUGAGGAUUGGGGUGACCUUGUUCAGUGACUGUGCGUCAGCGGUGGUGUUGGGCAACGGGUUUAGUGAUCGGUUUGAUGAAGAGCCCCUUUUGGAACUUUUGGGUUGGGAUCACAGAAUCAUUGAGAAUACUGAAAAGGAUUUGGGCUUUGAUGUGGAUCCUCUAGGCUGGAAGGUCGUCUUGACCCAGAGGGUCCCGAAACUGGCGGCCGCCGCUGUGCCAGCCAUGUUUGAUGACUUGGUCGCGUCCAUACCUGAGCUGGUGGACGCGAGCAAGUUCAAGGCUUCCGAGUACGACUGGGCCCUUCAUCCGGGCGGUUCCACCGUCAUCACAGGGGUCGAAAAGACCAUGCAUCUGACGCCCGAGCAUCUGAGGGCCAGUUAUGAGAUAUAUAUCACCCACGGAAACAGUUCUAGCGCCACCAUCUUCAGUGUCUUGAACAGGCUGCUGGAGGGCGAUACGACGGAUCACAUUGUUGGGUGUGCUUUUGGCCCUGGGAUUGCCGUCGAGAUGAUGAUGUUCAAGAGAAGUGGCAAAGAGUCGGGCUCUGGGACAGAGAGUCCCACGGAGACAUUGGUAGCAGAAGACGUGGAUUGA